Molecule: messenger RNA, 414 nt
Organism: Babesia bigemina
Lineage: Eukaryota; Apicomplexa; Aconoidasida; Piroplasmida; Babesiidae
Exons: 1
Coding region: 1-414 (137 amino acids)
Source: RefSeq, a predicted model, not a curated record
AUGGCAGAUGGAAAAGCGUGUUACAAGUGUGGUAAGGGAUGUAAAAUGCUUGAGGAGUGUUAUUGCUGUCCCUGGUGUUGUGAGGUCUGUAGCGGAGACAUCCAGUGCGAUGAAUGCCGUCAGUUCUACUUGUUACGCCUGGAUUACAAAGAUCCGACUUACAAUUGCGGUAGUCCGAUAUGUGACACCCAAUGUAAAGAUAAGCAGGACACCUGUGAAUGUAAGUGUUGUCUAGAGAAACGUGCAACACAGGCCGGCGCAUUCGCCGCUCAACCCAGUUCCAUGGUUAUCCCCAGUACCACAGCUUACCCCGCUGUCAUCGCUCCCAUCAUCGUCCUUGUCAUCGUGUGCCUUAUGAGCGUCUUUCGCGUGCGACCGUUCCACAAGGUCCGCGAUUGUUUCGAACGCAGAUGA